This is a messenger RNA of Epithele typhae, 1386 nucleotides long. Its product is annotated as MFS general substrate transporter. Lineage: Eukaryota; Fungi; Basidiomycota; Agaricomycetes; Polyporales; Epitheliaceae. The coding region runs from base 1 to 1386 and encodes 461 amino acids. The transcript has 14 exons. Gene Ontology annotation, biological process: transmembrane transport. The record is from RefSeq and is a predicted model, not a curated record. Gene Ontology annotation, molecular function: transmembrane transporter activity.
AUGCCUCUCAUGCCAGUCCGUACCACAGGCGGCGUAACAGCCGCCGACUUGCCUUUCAGGCAGUGGUGCUUCGCGUUCGGCCUGGUGACUUCCUUGUUCUUCACAUGGGGCUUUGCCUACGGCCUGCUCGAUGUCCUCAACUCCCACUUCCAAACCAUCUUCGGAAUCAACAAGACUCAGAGCACGCUGCUCCAACUGGCGUACUUCGGCGCAUACCUCGUAUAUGCUCCCAUAGCGAGUAUAUUCAUGGACAAGUAUGGGUACAAGAAAGGAAUCCACAUGGGCCUGACGCUGUAUUCUCUCGGCGCUAUCUUUUUCUGGCCGUCCGCCAAAUUCGCCACAUACGGCGGCUUCGUCGGCUGCACGUUCGUGAUUGGAUGCGGCUUGUCCUGCCUCGAAGUGGCGGCCAACUCGUACAUCACCGUACUGGGCAGUCCCAAGUACGCGGCCGCGCGCCUCAACUUCAGUCAAGGUUUCCAGGGUGUUGCCUCCUUCGCCGGCCCGCUUAUCGCGUCAAGGUGGUUCUUCACGGGGAAGAACGCGACGUCGCUCGACACCGUCCAAUGGGUCUACCUCGCCGUCGCUGGCCUCGGAGUACUUCUGCAGCUUCCCGAAAUCACGCAGGAUGCACUUGCGGAAGAAAUGCACUCGGCAGGCAUUGAUGCCGACAAGGAACCUUUCCACAAGCAGUACCACUGUAUCUUCGGCUGGGUCGCGCAGACCACCUACGUUGGAGCGCAGGUCGCAGUUGCCUCGUUAGCCGUCAACUUCCUGACAGAACAAGGUAUCGGCAUCAGCAAGCCGUUAGCGAGUCAGCUGUUCUCCUACUGUCAGAUCACGUUCACCGUCGGCCGCUUCGUCGGAGUCGCCCUUCUCCAGUGGGUAGACCCUGCACUCCUGCUAACUGUCUACUCGGCUGCGUGCAUGGUGUUCUCCCUGGGCGUGACAUUCGCUCCAGGCAAGUCCGCCGUGGGCUGCCUCUUCGCCCUCUUCUUCUUCGAGUCCAUCUGCUACCCGGUCAUCUUCACCCUGGGGACGAAGAACUUGGGCAGACACACAAAGCGUGGCUCCGGCUUGAUCGUCAUGGGCGUCGGAGGAGGCGCCUGGUGGCCGCCAAUGGCCGGUGCAGUUGCGGACCACGUAUCCACCCAGCGAUCAUACGGAAUUCCCUUCGCGGGGUACACCAUCAUGGCGAUGUAUGCUGUUGGCAUGGUCGUCGACCAGACGUGCAAGGGUGGCUUCCGCUUCCGCACGAUUGACGAGAUCGCAGAGAACAAGGCGCAUCAGCAGGGCAGGGCCUCGACUCGACCGAGAGCCCGAGCCCGGUCAAACGCGUGUCGACGGAGGGAAAAGAAGGGGAGCAGUGAAUUUGUCGAGGCCGUGUGA